Tripterygium wilfordii is the source of this 1452-nucleotide messenger RNA. RefSeq names its product phosphatidylglycerophosphate phosphatase PTPMT1-like. Gene Ontology annotation, molecular function: phosphatidylinositol-4,5-bisphosphate 5-phosphatase activity; protein tyrosine/serine/threonine phosphatase activity. Bases 201 to 1163 code for a protein of 320 amino acids. Gene Ontology annotation, biological process: protein dephosphorylation. The transcript is spliced from 7 exons. The record is from RefSeq and is a predicted model, not a curated record. NCBI's taxonomy places the organism in Eukaryota, Viridiplantae, Streptophyta, Magnoliopsida, Celastrales, Celastraceae.
AGGGCUUGUUUGUUUGUUUGUUUGUUAUUUCCGAGGGUUUGUUGAAAGAAAAGGAAAUGAGGGGCAGAGUCGCGAUCACACACACUCACUUCCCAGCAAGCAAAACUGAAGCCGUUUUUUCGUUUCCCUAAUUGCUUCGCUUAAUCACAUUGCUUCGCUUAGCGUUACAAAUCCCCCAAAUUCAGUGUGCAAUCCGAAUAAUGCUCAUAGAGGAAUUGAAGGAAGGGGAGGAGAUCAACGGCGGGGAGGAUCAAAUUUGUGGUGACGGAGGCGUCGUUUCAGAUGCGAAACGGGCUCUGGUUUUAGCUGGUGCGCGCGCUCUCUUUUACCCUACACUGCUGUACAAUGUUGUGAGGAACAAGAUCCAAACUGAGUUUCACUGGUGGGAUCGGGUCGACGAGUUUAUAUUGCUAGGUGCUGUACCCUUUCCUACCGAUGUUCCUCUGUUAAAGGAGCUUGGCGUCUCUGGAGUGGUUACAUUAAAUGAACCAUACGAGACUUUGGUCCCAACAUUGCUCUAUCGUGCUCACUGCAUUGAUCAUUUGGUAAUUCCAACACGAGACUAUCUUUUUGCUCCAUCGUUUACUGAUAUAACCCAAGCUGUGGAUUUCAUACAAGGAAAUGUAUCUCUCGGGAAGACAACAUAUGUCCAUUGCAAGGCUGGUCGGGGGCGCAGCACAACUAUCGUUCUUUGUUACCUGGUGGAACACAGGCAUAUGACUCCUGAUGCGGCAUAUAAAUUUGUGAGAUCGAUCAGGCCAAGGGUACGUUUAGCCUCCGCCCAGUGGCAGGCUGUCCAAGAUUAUUAUCUUCUCAAGGUGAGGAAAAUGGGAAGCCCCAACCGCAUGAUAUUAAGAAAGAUUCGAUGUCAUCCAGCAAUACUGGAAACUGCAGCCUUUGAUGAUUCCUCUGUAGUGGUGGUAACAGAAUCAGACCUUGAUGGAUACGAUGCUAGCUGUGACUUAGAUGUAGUAGGUAGCAAGAUGAUGAAUGAACUGAACCUGGCUUGUAGGCUUCAGUUUGCUAGUCAGGCAGCUAUCUCCAGACUCUCUUGCCUCUGGCUAAGGUGUCAUGAAAGCCAGAAGCCAGGAAGCAAAAAGCUUUCGAAUUCCGGUGGGGCUGAGCAGUUGGACAGUCAUGGCGUUCACAUCCAAGUCUAUUGAGCGACUUAUGUGGGUAUGUUAAUUUAAGAUUUCCAUCCCAAGUGUCUUUAUCAAGAUUUUUCUUGAAGUAUACUUUCAUUACAACAUAGAGUUGAGAAUGAUAAUGAUAAAAACCCAAUGUCGGUUUGAAGUUGUGAGAUAGUUGAGUUGUACAGUCUACAGUCUCUGUAAGCAAGGAAUGUACGUUGUAGAUGGAGUAGAUUCGGGUUGUAAUGAGAGUUCCUUGGUUUGAAAGACAAUAAAUCGUUUGAAAGAAAUAAAUCUCUCAUGCUGUAAGUUGCAUCUUUCA